Notolabrus celidotus (New Zealand spotty) is the source of this 3174-nucleotide messenger RNA. It is a transcript of the gene armc8, whose product is annotated as armadillo repeat containing 8. The record is from RefSeq and is a predicted model, not a curated record. The coding region runs from base 1 to 1857 and encodes 618 amino acids. Gene Ontology annotation, biological process: proteasome-mediated ubiquitin-dependent protein catabolic process. Lineage: Eukaryota; Metazoa; Chordata; Actinopteri; Labriformes; Labridae. Gene Ontology annotation, cellular component: GID complex. Gene Ontology annotation, molecular function: protein binding. The transcript is spliced from 20 exons.
AUGUCGGCCCUGAGGGAGAGGCUUUGCAUGUUACUGUACCUGCUCCAGCAGAGCUCGUCCAGUCUGGAGCUGCGAACAGAGUGUGCUGUGGUGCUGGGCAGCCUGGCCAUGGGCACGGAAAACAACAUUAAGUCCCUGGUGGACUGUCACAUCAUCCCUGCCCUUCUUCAAGGUCUCCUGUGUCCAGAUCUGGUCUUCAUUGAAGCUUGUCUUCGAUGCCUCAGAACGGUCUUCAUCAGCCCGGUCACCCCUGUGCAGCUGCUUUAUACUGACCCCACUGUGAUCCCCCACCUCAUGUCUCUACUAAGUCGCUCACAGAGAACCCAGGAGUACAUCACGCAAAUCUUCUCCCACUGUUGUAAGACCCCCGAGCACCAGAUGGUUCUUUUCAACCACGGUGCCAUCCAAAACAUCGCUCCUCUACUUAUCUCUCCCUCUUAUAAGGUCCGGAUGCAGGCAUUAAAGUGUUUCUCAGUCCUGGCCUAUGAGAACUCUCAGGUCUCCAUGACACUGGUGAAUGUGCUGGUGGAUGGCGAGCUGCUCUCUCAGGUAUUUGUCAGAAUGAUGCAAAGGGAUCAACCCAUCGACAUGCAGCUAACAGCAGCCAAAUGUCUAACAUACAUGUGUCGAGCGGGAGCCAUCAGGACCGAUGACAGCUGCAUAGUACUAAAGACCUUGCCGUGCCUCGUGCGGAUGUGCAGUAAAGAGCACCUGCUGGAGGAGAGGGUGGAGGGUGCAGAGACGCUCGCCUACCUGAUGGAGCCCGACGUGGAGCUGCAGAGGAUCGCGAGCACCACGGAUCACCUGGUGGCCAUGCUGGCCGACUACUUCAAAUACCCGAGCUCUGUGUCGGCCAUCACUGACAUCAAGAGGCUGGAUCACGACCUGAAACACGCACACGAGCUGAGACAAGCUGCUUUCAAACUUUACGCCUCGCUGGGCUCCAACGACGAGGACAUCCGAAAAAAGAUCACAGAAACAGAAAACAUGAUGGACAGGAUAGUCAGCGGCCUAUCAGAGUCCAGCAUCAAAGUCCGUUUGGCAGCUGUCAGGUGUCUCCACAGUCUUUCCCGGUCGGUGCAGCAGCUGAGGACUUCCUUCCAUGACCAUGCGGUGUGGAAACCUCUCAUGAAGCUGCUUCAGAACGCUCCAGAUGAAGUCCUGGUCAUGGCUUCUUCCACACUAUGCAAUCUACUGCUGGAGUUCUCCCCCAGCAAAGAGCCCAUCCUGGAGUCUGGGGUGAUCGAGUUACUAUGCAGUCUGACCCAGAGUGACAGUCCAGCUCUGAGGGUCAACGGGAUCUGGGCCUUGAUGAACAUGGCGUUCCAGGCCGAUCAGAAGGUGAAGGUGGAGAUAGUUCGGUGUUUGGGUACAGAGCAGUUAUUCCGCCUGCUGUCGGACCCCGACACCAACGUGCUGAUGAAGACGCUCGGUUUGCUGAGGAAUCUGCUGUCAACACGCCCACACAUCGACCAGAUCAUGAGCUCUCACGGGAAGCAGAUCAUGCAGGCAGUGACCCUCAUCCUGGAGGCAGAGCACAGUAUAGAGGUCAAAGAGCAGACUCUGUGCAUACUCGCCAACAUCGCUGACGGCAACACAGCAAAGGAACUCAUCAUGACCAACGACGACAUGCUCCAGAAAAUCAAAUACUACAUGGGGCACUCGAAUGUGAAACUGCAGCUCGCCGCCACCUUCUGCAUCUCUAACCUUAUCUGGAAUGAGGAAGAUGGUUCUCAGGAGCGCCAGGACAAGCUGAGAGAGAUGGGCUUUGUGGACAUCCUGCACAAACUCACCCAGGCCUCAGACCCAAACCUCAGUGACAGGGCGAAGACGGCGAUGCAGCAGUACUUAGCGUGACUACGGAGGACGCCGAUCCCGUACUGCCAGCCUCACUAACAGUCGUGGGGAGGACGCCUGCUGUCGGUCCUUUUGUUUCUGGUUUUGUUGCACAAAGACACCUUUUUUCUUUCUUUGGACUCGUGGCUGUCCUCCCUUCACCUCCCUCCCACCUCCAACUACCACCUCAACAGUUUUGCUCACUCCAGACCUCCGUCUUGGAGACUCUGAGACCGUGGUUGUUUGGAAAUCAACGGUUAGGAGUUCGGAGGGGUCUGCUUAUUUUUCUUUUCAACAAUGAAGUGAAUUUUUUCCUUUGGGACUUUGUGAUUUUCUGUUUUUUUGUUUCUUUAUUUUUUGGCGUGCAGCAGCUUGAAAAACCAGCACCGCUGUCUCGAUGCUUUUGGACUCGUGACGGAGGAGGUUCUGGUCUCAGAGAUGAGGAGGUUUGACUCAUGAGCAGGGCUGUUGGACAGUUCCCAGUUUUAUUUUUUUAAUUCUUAAUUAAUAUUACUAUUAAUAUUUCCUUAAGGCAUCACAAGCAAGGACACAUUUGGAGAAAAAACACAGACUGCCUAUUUUGAAAUUUUGGGUGUUUUUUUGUGGAUACAUACCUCGUAAAUAUAUAAAUAUAUAUAAAUAUAAACAUAAAUAUAUAUUUUUGGAUUCUUAUUUUUCCCCUGAACCUCUGUUUGUUCCACUCACCGUCUCUGAGCCGUGUGUCUCUGCACCGCCGGAGGAAUCCGCUGCUGCAGCCUGCAGGACUCACGGUCUGUGGACGUGAACAUAGGAUAAGAAAUGUAACUCCCUGUUUCAGUUUCGGUUCUCCUCACUGUUGUGGUUCUGCGUGCACUGGAGCCUUCACUUCACUCCUGUCCGACAUCCUUAUAAUCCCAAUGGGAAAUGUAGUUCCAGAGUGCUGACUCUGACCUGCCCGGUUACUAAUUAACAGGCAUGAGUACACAGAACACCACAGAUAAGAGGAUGCAUGUGUUCUCACACCUCAUUUGAAUCAUGUCUGCUGCUGUUCCUGCACUCUCUGCAGCCCCCCUCCAUCUUUUUUUUUAAAGGGAUGAUGAAAGCUUCUGUUUCCAUCCUCGAGCAUGUACAGAGUAACUGUAGGGAAAUAAAGAACUAUGUGAGACCGGAUCCUGGAGGACGAGGUGCUGAGUGCAUCCACAGCAGCAGAGUCCAGCACUAUGUUUUGAUCCAUCCCUCUAAUAUUUUCUUCUCUCAUCAGGAUAUUUCUAGAGUGUUGUUCCCUGACAUUUCACACCUUACUGAAUCUCUGAUAGAAUGAAUGUUACCAUUGAAAAUAUAUGCAGACCUGAAGAAGGA